UCUGCACCUCCUCAGCCGAGGAUACAAAGACGCUUGUUUCUGUUCCUCUGAGUGACCGCUGGUUUCACACCAUCACCUGUAACACAACUCAGCUGACAGCUCGUCACACUGUCCACGAUGUCGAACAUUGUUUUCUUUGACCUGGAGACCACUGGAUUAGAUCCAGGGUGUCAUAUCAUCCAGUUGUCAGCCGUCUGUGGAGAGAGAGAAUUUAACGCCUACAUCCUCCCCCGCCGCCCCAUCUCUCCAAAAGCCACAGAGCUGACAGGCCUUACCAAGAGCAGAGGCAAGCUGUAUCGCCACGGGACUCCUCUGGACACCGUCUUUCUUUAUGAUGCUCUCAAUUACUUCAUUGACUUUCUGAGCUCCUGCCGCCCUGUUCUGCUGGCUGCCCACAAUGCGGAGAGGUUUGAUGCACCCAUACUCGCCAGAGUGCUGCGAAAGUGCUCCCUCUGGGAGGACUUCCAGCAGGUGGUGUCUGGGUUUGUGGACACCUUGCCGCUAAGCAGAAACCUCUUCCCUGGUCUGCACAGUUAUUCUCUGGAGUCUCUGGCUAAGCACUUCCUGCACAGGGACUAUGAUGCCCAUGAUGCAUUGGAGGAUGCUAAAAUAUUGCAGGAGCUGUUCAACCUUUGGCGUCCCGACAACGGGAACAUCUCGAAAGUUACCUUCCCGGCCAAUGAAUUUUAAAACAGCUACAGGGGAAAAAAAAUUGUCUAUGAAAACAAAAUAUUUCAUUUAAAAAUGAACCUUUGCUUUGCUUUGUUGUUUGUUUUAUUCUCAUCAUGUACCCUUGGGUGACUGAUAUUUUAAACAUUUAGAAAAAAAAGGAAUCGACACAAUAACACAAUAACAAUUAAACUUCUGUGUGAUUGUUCAACACAACUUGGUAUUUUUUAAUUAUUUGAAUCAAGUUUCAGUAAUAAUACAGAGAGAAAUCUCUCUUCUCAGCAGAGCAGCAUGCAAUGCAGCUGCAAGGCAGUGUUUGUCAUGAUCCUGGGUUUCUGUAUAUAUUCUGUUACCCUGUAGACCCUUAUAGGGCCGACGCCACAAUGACGUCAGUUUGUUAGCUGGAGGCAAAACACAACUCUCUACCACAGGGCUGUAGGCUAUAAAGGAGUCUUAAAAUGUCGUCUUGUUGAGUUAUUGGGAGCCAGAGUAGAAGGAGUCAUGGCUCAAAACUUAAAUUUUAUCACAUACCAGACGCCACUGUCCGUCAAUAAAAACAAAGACAACUAUGGUUAAAUGUGAUAAGACGAGGGACUGUACGGAGACGAUCAUCAAAAAUGCUCACAUGUGCAGCGCACACUUCAUAUCAGGUUACGGAAAAAGUAUUUCCUGUUGUAGGGAUGAAUAAUGUUAUGCGUGUUAAGGGUUAUCAGGUCCACCUCAUGA
Messenger RNA from Epinephelus fuscoguttatus (brown-marbled grouper), 1395 nucleotides. Its product is annotated as DNA polymerase III subunit epsilon-like. Gene Ontology annotation, molecular function: nucleic acid binding; 3'-5'-DNA exonuclease activity. NCBI's taxonomy places the organism in Eukaryota, Metazoa, Chordata, Actinopteri, Perciformes, Serranidae. Bases 118 to 690 code for a protein of 190 amino acids. Gene Ontology annotation, cellular component: cytoplasm. The transcript is spliced from 3 exons. Gene Ontology annotation, biological process: DNA catabolic process. The record is from RefSeq and is a predicted model, not a curated record.